Messenger RNA from Telopea speciosissima, 2200 nucleotides. RefSeq names its product transcription termination factor MTERF4, chloroplastic-like. Lineage: Eukaryota; Viridiplantae; Streptophyta; Magnoliopsida; Proteales; Proteaceae. The record is from RefSeq and is a predicted model, not a curated record. Gene Ontology annotation, molecular function: double-stranded DNA binding. The coding region runs from base 202 to 1770 and encodes 522 amino acids. The transcript has 3 exons. Gene Ontology annotation, biological process: regulation of DNA-templated transcription.
UCUUACCCCCCUCUCAGUGUGAGUGUGAACUUCAGGAACGGGAGUGGCAAAGCUCUUCCUCUCUUUGUCUCCCUCCGGCAACGGUUUAUUGGGUUCUUCUUUAGGGCGUUGUACUGACCAGAGAUUUCUUUGUACAAAGGAAUUGGACGUCUAAAACUGAAAUCAAGCCAGAUUUUGCUGGUAUAUGAAACCCUUGGAAGCAUGAAAGUUCUCGGUUAUACAAGCAUGGCAAAACCAAGUUUGUUACUGGCACAACCAGAGUUAUCGACUCUGCCCUUCCAAUUUCCCAGGUUGAGUCCUCCUUCGACUCGUCGAGUCCCAAGUUUAAUUGAGAGAAAACAUGGGGCAGUAACCAAAGUACAGUAUUCCAUUGCUCAAAGAACAUUUGCUUCUAGUUCAAUUGAUUCAUCUCUGACAAAACCAUCAACCACUCGUUUGCGUAGGAGAGAAGGAGGCUCCUCCUCUCUGUACAGUAGGCCUAGUUUACUAGAAAUGAAGAACGAGAGGAUUGCUCAUCGAGAGCGGGUUUAUGAAUUCUUGAGGGGACUUAGAAUUGUUCCGGAUGAGCUUGACGGGCUGGAGCUCCCUGUCACAGUUGAGGUCAUGAGGGAGCGUAUUGACUUCCUUCACAAUUUGGGGCUGACAAUCGAAGACAUAAACAAUUACCCUCUUGUUCUUGGUUGCAGUGUGAAGAAGAAUAUGAUUCCUGUGCUUGAUUAUCUUGGGAAGUUAGGUGUAAGAAAAUCCACCUUCACCGACUUCUUACAGAGAUACCCCCAAGUCCUCCAUUCUAGUGUUGUGGUUGACCUUGCACCUGUUGUUAAGUAUCUUCAAGGAAUGGAUAUUAAGCCAAAUGAUAUACCUCGGGUUCUCGAGAGGUAUCCAGAAGUACUAGGUUUCAAGAUCGAUGGUACCAUGAGCACAUCUGUGGCAUAUUUGGUAGGAAUUGGGGUGGCAAGAAGAGAGAUUGGUGGGGUUCUAACAAGAUACCCAGAGAUAUUGGGAAUGAGAGUUGGCAGAGUGAUCAAACCUUUUGUGGAUUACCUUGAAAGCCUAGGAAUUCCAAGACUAGCUUUGGCAAGGCUUAUUGAGAAGAGACCUCACAUUCUUGGAUUUGCAUUAGAAGAUCAAGUGAAACCAAAUGUGGGUGCACUUCUAGAAUUUGGUGUGAGAAAAGCAUCACUUCCUUCCAUGAUAGCACAGUAUCCUGAGCUCAUAGGAAUUGACCUGAAAACGAAGUUUCUCUCUCAGCAGAGUUUGCUCAACUCUAGUAUUGGUGUUGAUCCUGAUGAUUUCUGCAGAAUUAUUGAAAAAAUGCCUCAAGUUGUGAGCCUUAUCCAGUCUUCCAUAGUGAGCCAUGGGGAUUUCUUAAAGAAUUGUGGUUUCUCCUUGCUGCAAAUGAGAAACAUGGUUGUGAGGUGUCCCCAAUUGCUUGCCUUGAAUAUUGAUAUUAUGAAGCUUAGCUUUGAUUACUUCCAGACAGAGAUGUGUAGAAAUUUGGAUGAUCUGGUAGACUUCCCAGCUUUCUUUACAUACGGUCUGGAGUCAACAAUAAAGCCUAGACAUCAGAUGGUUGCCAAGAAGGGCUUGAAGUGUUCACUUGGAUGGCUUCUUAACUGCUCAGAUCAGAAGUUUGAGGAACGGAUGAACUAUGACUCUUUCGACAUAGAGGAGAUGGAAAUGGAGAGGCAGUUCGAUAUGAAUACGCUUUUGGAGCCGAGGGAAGAUGAGUCAUUCUCUGAAUAUGAAGAUGACAGUGAUGAUGAGUAGAUAUAAGCUGCUGUGGAUAUGAGGCUUGAGGCAAAUGCUUGUUGUGGAGAAUCUCAUAUAAGCUUCUAUGGUUGUUGCAAAAGAUGUGCUGAUAGGAAAGAAUUGAAAUCUAAUAGUGGAUAUUAGAGGUGAUGCACCAGUACAGAAUUGGGGGGGGGGGGGGUUAAGAAUCUGCAUUCAUUGGGUCCACUUGCCAGGCUAUCUAUAAGAUUCCAUCACACAAAAUCUUUGAUCCUGUCAAUUAACAUCAUCAGCUGGAUUCAGUCUUGAAUCAUCCCUUUGAACCAAUCUUGUGCCUGGGAGAAAUAUGUGGGGUGCGUUGAAUGGUUGGUCAGAAACACAUUACAGAUGCGCCUCAUUCCGAUACAAGCUACUAAGUACCAUCCAGCGAAUUAAAAGGCAUAUAAAUGGUAUGUGUUACCUUGCCAAA